Molecule: messenger RNA, 342 nt
Organism: Acaulospora colombiana
Lineage: Eukaryota; Fungi; Glomeromycota; Glomeromycetes; Diversisporales; Acaulosporaceae
Source: the annotation of a GenBank genome assembly
AUGGCAGAGACAGGAAAAGCAUGGCCACUUGCAGAUGCAAAUCUGACGGACAAGAUUCUCGACCUUGUACAACAAGCAUCAAACUAUAAGCAAUUGAAGAAAGGAGCGAAUGAAGCCACAAAGACCCUGAAUAGAGGCAUUGCAGAGUUUAUCGUCCUCACAGCAGACACUGAGCCGAUUGAGAUUCUUAUGCAUCUCCCCCUUCUUUGUGAGGAUAAGCAGCUCUUGGACGCGCUUGCAAUGUUACGCGUCCCGUCAUCGCUGCAAGCGUCACGACAAGCGAAGCACAAGAGCUCGCGAGCCAAAUCAGGACUAUUAAGAAUCUCAUCGAGAAGGCGAUGA